GGAUUAGCCUCGACACCUAGACCUUUGUACUACCCGAAGGGAUGGUAGUGCUUAGCCGCCCCAGACUCGCGAGCUUUCUUUGUCGUUCGGGUCUGGCAAGACUCGAGGCGGAGGCAGCGCGUGCGGCUCUGCAAGCAUCACAACAGGGUCCGAACAAAGAAGCAUGAUCCAAAUACCGCCGAGCGACCGCGCAAGCGCUGUCGGACUGCCUUCCGCUCUCCUGCGAUUGACCGCGGACGGGACUUGUCAUGAUGCAAACCACGGGUGAGGACUACUACGACCUGGCCGACGAUGAGCUGCCAUCUGCCAACUUCGCGGCCCGCCCGACAAGCGAGAUCAGCGACCUCAGUCUCCUUGACAUCGACGGCCUCUGGACGUUUAUGAAUUUUGCGAACACGUCUUGCGAGAACACAGAUAGUGAAGCGGACAGCGACGACGGUCCGACUCCAAUUGCUCUUACCCCAGAAGCUACCAAGAUGCCUCAGCCGGAAAUGCCGCGCACUCCGCCUGAGACGCCGACGAUAGCAGUGACCCCGCCUUCGCGGAGGCAGUCGCUGCGACAGCAUUUCAAAAGGAUGAGCGGCGUCGCCGCGAUUGUGCGGAGGCCAAGUUCGCGUCAAAAGGCUGACACGGCACCGCCUGGCAUGUUCAGCUCGCCGGAAUUCACGCCACAGGUGCCGCGACGGGCGCUGAGUGCGAGACUGCAGAAGCGGGAUAGUGCGCUGACGGCGAGGUACUCGAGACACUUGUCAUCCGACAGCGAUCUCAAAGCGAGGAGUAUCCUCGGGAUGACGGACAGGGUUUUGGAAGAGGAAAGGCCAAGGCGCGUAGAGGGACAUGACGAAAGCGAUGACUUGGAAGAGAAUGAAAACGCCGAGUUUCUGCAGCCCAACGCGUCCUUCUCGCACAAGCCGCGGGUGCGGGAGACGCUGGACAGGAUACAGCUGUCGAGGCUGAGAAUGGACUUUGUGGCGACAGGGCCAGAGGAACUCGUCGACUCACCUCAAUCGAUGUUGGGCACGCCUCUGGAAAUGUACGGUCCGCCCAAGGCACUGCCGCAGCCGCAGCCAGGGCGCUUCAGGCCGACGAGUGCAAUCCACGGGAAACGGGGGACGUCCACGCCCGUUUCGCCAACGGCGCCCUCAUUGCGUAGACCGCAACCACCAUCAAACACCACGCGGGCGGGUGACGAUCUCGAGGACCAGUAUCAGACCAGGGUGUACGUGUCUGGGCCAAUCUGUAUCGAACGGCACCAAGCCAUGCUGCGCAAGAACUCUGUGGCUACGUUGGAUCCGUUUGCCAGCGAGGUUGAUCCAGUAGGGCGCCGGCCGUCUGAUUUAUUGGCUCUAGAACAGAUAGUCGUGUACUUUGACGGCAUGGGGGUGAGUGAGACAGCCACCGACGAGUGCCUGGACCGCUAUUGGCUGCCCACGCCGCAGCAGGCGCUGCUCGAAGAGGAAAAAGACGUAGCGGAAGUUGAGCCUCUCACUCCGCGGACUCAGCACAGCGGCAGCUCGAACGCUGCGUACAGCACACACUCCAGGUUCUCGUUCUCGUCAGCGUCAUCGGGCGCCUCCGUGCCACAGGACUCCCCACAAAAGCGCCAGCUAAUCAGAUUAAGGAGGCUGCUUCUGCCGGCGCUGCCCGGGUUGAAGGGCUUGGAAGGAUGAACAGCAAACGGAAGGCUCGUG
Molecule: messenger RNA, 1691 nt
Organism: Boeremia exigua
Lineage: Eukaryota; Fungi; Ascomycota; Dothideomycetes; Pleosporales; Didymellaceae
Exons: 1
Coding region: 249-1670 (473 amino acids)
Source: RefSeq, a predicted model, not a curated record